AUGGUGAAAGGAAUUAAAAAAAGCUUAUGCCUGCUGGUGCUAUUACUGCUGAGCUAUACGUACGUACAAGGAGCGUACUUUUACGUGAAGGAAGGGAUGGAAAAAUGCUUCGUAGAGAGCGCCGCAAGCAAUGUAAUCAUAACGUCAUCCUAUGACAAUUUUGGAUUAAAAGAAUUAAAAUGCCAUAUCAUUAUAAAGAAUCAACAAGGAAAAGUUGUGUACUCCCAUGAAACGUCUGAAAUUAGUAAAGGCAAAGUAUCCUACAUGGCGAAAAAGAAUGGGCUGUAUUAUAUUUGCAUUUCCUGUCCAUCUUCCAACUGGUUUAAAAGCACGGCCAUCAAAUGGAGCCUAUCCAUAGAAGUUGGAGGGUCAGAUGUGGAUAUCGAAAAUGUGGCCAAGAAAUCCGAGCUGAGUGAGACAUUAGCUAUUUUGCUGAAUCUGAAAAAAAAAUUCUCCUCGAUGAAGUUGCAGCAGAUAUACCAGAAGCAAAUGGCAACGAAUCUGUACGAACACAACAAAUCGGUGCACAAGAAGAUGUUCUAUUGCUACAUACUCGAAAUUAUAAUACUCGUCGCAAUCACCGUUUACUCUAUUGUCCAUUUAAAAAAUUACUUCAAGGCCCAAAAAUUGAUGUAG
Messenger RNA from Plasmodium knowlesi strain H, 636 nucleotides. Its product is annotated as transmembrane emp24 domain-containing protein, putative. Gene Ontology annotation, biological process: Golgi organization; endoplasmic reticulum to Golgi vesicle-mediated transport; intracellular protein transport. The transcript has 4 exons. Lineage: Eukaryota; Apicomplexa; Aconoidasida; Haemosporida; Plasmodiidae. Gene Ontology annotation, cellular component: Golgi apparatus; endoplasmic reticulum-Golgi intermediate compartment; COPII-coated ER to Golgi transport vesicle. The record is from RefSeq and is a predicted model, not a curated record. Bases 1 to 636 code for a protein of 211 amino acids.